Messenger RNA from Pseudophryne corroboree (corroboree frog), 939 nucleotides. Its product is annotated as gastrula zinc finger protein XlCGF17.1-like. The transcript has a single exon. Gene Ontology annotation, biological process: regulation of transcription by RNA polymerase II; urogenital system development; embryo development. The record is from RefSeq and is a predicted model, not a curated record. Gene Ontology annotation, cellular component: nucleus. Lineage: Eukaryota; Metazoa; Chordata; Amphibia; Anura; Myobatrachidae. The coding region runs from base 1 to 939 and encodes 312 amino acids. Gene Ontology annotation, molecular function: DNA-binding transcription factor activity, RNA polymerase II-specific; RNA polymerase II transcription regulatory region sequence-specific DNA binding.
AUGAGUCUCACAGGAGAAAAACCACAUCUGUGCUCUGAGUGUGACAGAAGCUUUACAUAUAAAUCACAUCUUCUCACACAUCAGAGUAGUCAUACAGAAGAGAAACCAUUUACAUGUUCUGAGUGCAGCAAGUGUUUUUCCCUAAAGUCAUCUCUUGUUAUACAUCAGAGGAUUCACACAGGAGAGAAACCAUUUACAUGUUCUGAGUGCAGCAAAUGCUUUUCCCAAAAGUCAUCUCUUGUUAUACAUAAGAGGAUUCACACAGGAGAGAAACCAUUUACAUGUUCUGAGUGCAGCAAAUGUUUUUCCCAAAAGUCAUCUCUUGUUAUACAUCAGAGGAUUCACACAGGAGAGAAACCAUUUACAUGUUCUGAAUGCAGCCAAUGUUUUCUCUGCAAGUCACAUCUUGUGGAACAUCAGAUGAGUCACACAGGAAAGAGACCAUUUACAUGUUCUGAAUGCAACAAAUGUUUUUCCCAAAAGUCAUCUCUUGUUAUACAUCAUAGGAGUCACACAGGAGAGAAACCAUUUACAUGUUCUGAAUGCAACAAAUGUUUUUCCCGAAAGUCAUCUCUUCUUAUACAUCAGAGGAUUCACACAGGAGAGAAACCAUUUACAUGUUCAGAAUGCAGCCAAUGUUUUCUCUGCAAGUCACAUCUUGUGAAACAUCAGAUGAGUCACACAGGAGAGAAACCAUUUACAUGUUCUGAAUGCAACAAAUGUUUUCCCCGAAAGUCAUCUCUUCUUAUACAUCAAAGGAUUCACACAGGAGAGAAACCAUUUACAUGUUCAGAAUGCAGCCAAUGUUUUCUCUGCAAGUCACAUCUUGUGAAACAUCAGAUGAUUCACACAAGAGAGAAUACAUUAAAUGAUCUGAAUGCAGCAAAUGUUUUCAAUGUAAGUCAAGUCUUGUUAGACAUCAGAUUAGGAAACAUAUAA